This is a messenger RNA of Cicer arietinum (chickpea), 2095 nucleotides long. Its product is annotated as probable lysophospholipase BODYGUARD 3. Lineage: Eukaryota; Viridiplantae; Streptophyta; Magnoliopsida; Fabales; Fabaceae. The record is from RefSeq and is a predicted model, not a curated record.
AGACAUAGGUGAAUAGAGAAUAUUUUGGCUAAGCUAAGAAAAAGAGAAAGAGAAAUUAGCUUGAAUACUAUUUUAUUUCUUAGAGAGGUUCAACAACCAACUACUUCAUUUCAUUCUUGGCCAACAAAUGGUGUUAAAUGAACAAUCAAUAACUUCAUUUCUCUCUUUCUCUCUCUUUCUUUCCUCUGCCUCUCUGUUUUUGUGUUAAAGUUUCAAUUUAAGAGAGCCAAUACCACACGCUUUCACCAAAACCAUAACAUAACUAAGACAAAGGAUAAAGGGUAUUCACCACCACCACUACACUACCCUAUACUCCUUUAACAUUAACACAACAUAUCUUUAUUUUUGUGUUUCCUUAUAAUUUCCUUAUUUAACACGGUCACAUUUUUGCAUGCAAAAAAAAAACAAAAUGAAUAUAAUGAGAAAAAAUAGAUCCGUUUUAACAAUGAGUGGAAGAUUUGUGAAUGAAGCGGUGAGUUUCAUAGUGUUUUGUUUCCUUGACCUUGUUGAUUUUGUUCUUUGUUUUAUGUUCAAAUCGGUGGACAUGUUGAUUGAAUCAGAAUGGAGACCUUGUUAUUGUUCAUCUUCGGCAAAAGAAGCAAUAACAAGUAGUGGAAAGAUCUUGGUUUCUGAACAAGGUGGCGAAUCGAAAAUAGUUUCGCUUAGUUCAACAAAUAAGUUACAAUUAGAGGAUAUUUCAGACACACUUUAUUCUCGUCCAUCAUUAGUAUCAGAGGUUUCAAGAUUAACUAUGAAUGAGCUUAAGCGGUUCAAGUUUGAAGAUCCGGUUCUUGUAUCGAAGAGAGGGAUUUCAAGUUGUCCCUCUUUUACGGUGAAUACAAGUAUUGUUGAAAUGCUUCAGGGUAAAAUUGGUAAACAAGAUCUUCAUCCUAUACCUAGAUGGUCUGAUUGUGAUUGUAAACAAUGCACUUCUUGGACAUCUCCUUCUAGUAAAGCCACUCUCUUUGUUAAAUCUCAAUACCCCACCUCAGGUAAAGCACCAGAAGAAGAUGUGUUAUUUAUCCACGGCUUCAUUUCAUCAUCGUUAUUUUGGACCGAAACAUUGUUCCCAAACUUUUCAAGUGUGGCAAAAUCAAGUUAUAGAUUAUUUGCGGUUGAUUUGCUUGGUUUUGGGAAUAGUCCUAAACCGAGUGAGUCAUUGUACACAUUAAGAGAACACUUAGAAAUGAUAGAGAAAUCCGUUUUGGAGGCCCAUAAAGUCAAGUCUUUUCACAUCGUGGCCCAUUCCUUGGGAUCCAUUUUGGCUCUUGCACUUGCCGCUAAAUACCCUCAAUAUGUCAAAUCCAUAACCUUGCUUGCCCCACCAUACUAUCCAGUACCAAAGGGUGAAGCACAAGCGACACAAUAUGUGAUGAGGCAGAUAGCUCCAAGGCGCGUGUGGCCACCGAUGGCGUUUGGAGCGUCGUUGGUAUGUUGGUAUGAGCAUAUAACUAGGUUGAUUUGCUUCCUCAUUUGCAAGAAUCACCGUUUGUGGUUAUUUCUCACCAAACUCAUUACUCGAAACAGGGUCAGAACGUUCUUGCUUGAAGGAUUUUUUAGUCACACCCAUAAUGCAGCCUGGCAUACACUGCACAAUAUUAUUUGUGGAACCGCUGCAAAAAUUGGGUCAUAUUUGGAAACCGUCAAGGAAAAUCCAAAUUGUAAAGUUACUAUAUUUCAUGGAAAAAAUGAUGAGGUUAUACCUAUUGAGUGUAGCUAUGAGGUCCAAAAAAGAAUUCCUCGUGCCCAAUUAAGAGUCAUUGAUGACAAAGAUCAUAUAACUAUUGUUGUUGGAAGACAGAAAGCAUUUGCUAGAGAAUUGGAAGAGAUUUGGAGAUCUACCAACAACAACUACUCCUAGAGAAUUAAGAUACUAAACUAAAUGUUGUGUCUAGCAAAGUGCUUGAACAAGUUUAUGUGUUAACUUUUGUCUACGUCAACUAAAAAGUGUUGUACCUUUUCUCAUAAAUUAUCACAUAUCACCUUGCUUACAAAAAAAUUAAGCAAAAAAAAAAAAAGCACAUAUCACUUAUUUAUACUUUGGUUGCAAAAUUGAAUAAAAUACCAAAGUGCAAUCAUUGCACAAUUGAAAUUA